Messenger RNA from Eruca vesicaria subsp. sativa (arugula), 798 nucleotides. Lineage: Eukaryota; Viridiplantae; Streptophyta; Magnoliopsida; Brassicales; Brassicaceae. The record is from the annotation of a GenBank genome assembly.
AUGGGAGCAGGAUGGGGAAUGGUAGAAGAAGGUUGGAGAAAAGGGCCUUGGACUGCCGAAGAAGACCGUCUUUUGAUCGAUUAUGUCCAUCUUCACGGUGAAGGCCGAUGGAACUCUGUGGCGAGGCUGGCAGGGUUGAAGAGAAAUGGCAAAAGCUGUAGGUUAAGAUGGGUUAAUUACUUAAGACCUGACCUCAAGAGAGGACAAAUCACUCCUCAUGAAGAAACCAUUAUCCUUGAGUUACAUGCUAAGUGGGGCAACAGGUGGUCAACAAUUGCUCGUAGUUUACCGGGAAGAACGGACAAUGAGAUCAAGAACUAUUGGAGAACCCAUUUCAAGAAGAAGACAAAAUCUCCAACUAACAAUGCGGAGAAGACGAAAAACAGAAUCUUGAAGAGGCAACAAUUUCAGCAGCUAAGACAGAUGGAGAUGCAGCAAGAACAACAAUUGCUUCAGUUCAACCAAAUCGACAUGAAAAAGAUUAUGUCUUUACUAGACAAUGACAAUAAUAACAACCGUGGUGAUAAUAACUUCAGUAGCAGUAGUAGCGGCAGCAGUGGAGAAGGUGGUGCCUUCUAUGCUCCUCAUCAGAUCAUACAUUCAACAACAGGUUCUGGUUAUGACCCAAAUGGUAAUGGGGUUUUCCCGGUUUCAAUAGCUGAGGCUAAUGUCAACGAAGAUUACACAGUUUGGGAUGAUUUAUGGAAUCUUGAUUUGGAAGGACAAGGAAGCUUUGAUGGCGAUGCUUGUGUUCCAAGGAAGCACUGUUUCCAGAACGUGUCUAUUCCCUUCUGUUAG